Molecule: messenger RNA, 333 nt
Organism: Seminavis robusta
Lineage: Eukaryota; Bacillariophyta; Bacillariophyceae; Naviculales; Naviculaceae
Source: the annotation of a GenBank genome assembly
AUGAACACGGCUCGAUCUUCUGCUUGCCUGUUGACCGUGCAGCACGAUGAAGGAAUCGUUUUCAUCGAGAACGUCAAAACCCUUUCCGGCAUCUUUGACGCCGCAAGUCACUAUUGGAGUAUCCAGGGCUUGAAGCUGAAAGACCCGGUCGAGGGUGCAACUGAUUUCGAGUUGGCUGACGGCAGCGACGACGACGACGAUGAUGCCGAUGCCAGUGCUGGAAUCCUGAACGAGUUGGAGGAGUUGGAGGAGUUGGAAUAUUGGAAGAACCGAAACCCAGUGAUAUGUCGUACCGGUUGCCUCAAAUCAUGCAACAUUGCCUACGAUCUCUAA